Molecule: messenger RNA, 1729 nt
Organism: Caenorhabditis angaria
Lineage: Eukaryota; Metazoa; Nematoda; Chromadorea; Rhabditida; Rhabditidae
Source: the annotation of a GenBank genome assembly
AUGGGUUGUAAUCAAUCAUCAUCAAAAGUUGGUGAUGUUCCUGGAAAAUCGCCAGAAAUUGUUGAACCGCCGCCUCCAGCUCCGGCUGUUGCACCCCCGCAAAAUGCAAAUAAUGGAAAUGCAUUGACUGUUCCCCCGUCAACUGCACCAUCACCAAAACCUUCUUUGUCUCGAAUGUCAACACCAAAUCACCCACCAAGUAUACAAGCGAAUUCAGAUGAUGGAUAUAAUAAUAUUCGCUUAUUAUUAUUAGGUUAGUUCUGUUUUUCAUAGAUCAGUUUCUCAUGAUUUUUUGCAACAAAAAUGCAGACAAAAUCUCCGAUAAUUAAAUCAAAAGAUCAAUUUUGAAUUUUUAUUUCAAGAACGGAAAUGUUUUCGGUAAAGAUUAGGUUGACAUCAUCUUGGAAAUAAUUUUUUAAUCCUCAAAAAGUCAGAAGGGGUACUGUAGUUGAAGAAAAAUGAUAUCAUCGUCCUACGUCUAUUUAGGUAUGUAGUGGUCUCAGAAAUCGGACUACAAAAUUAUAUUUCUCGUCUGGGUAAUUUCUUAAUAUUCUGAAAAUCCGAACAAAGAUAUCUGGUUCUAACAAGUGUUCUAAAAGGUUUACAAAAUUGCACAAAAACUUCUCUUAUAAAUCACUUUUUUCUCGAACUAAAUUUUUCUAGGCUCAGCUGAAAGUGGAAAAACAACACUUCUUCAACAAGUUCGACUUCUUUACAAACAACCAUUCACAGAAUCCGAAAUAUUCCAUCGUCGAGCAUUUAUUUAUUUCAACAUUUUCAAAUCGAUAAAAAGUUUAGUGACUGCGAUGAACACUUUUGAACAAGCAUAUGAAGAUCCAAUAAAUGCAGGAAGAGCUCAAGCAAUCACAGAAGAUUAUGAUAGACAUAUGGGAAUGUUUGCACCAGAAAUGGUGAAUCGAAUUAAAACAAUUUGGAAGGAUAAAGGAAUUCAAAAAAUGUAUGCAAGAAGGAGUUCGUUUAAUUUGAAUGAUUCAGCCGGAUAGUAAGUAUAAAAAAUGAUGGAAGUUUUCAGACAACGUUCUAAACUGUAAUUUUUCAGCUUUCUGGACAAUAUCGAUAAAAUCAAUCAAGCAAAUUAUAUGCCAAAUGAAAAAGAUCUAAUAAUGUCAUAUGUUCCAACAGUGGGAGUUCAAAAUGUGAUCUUCACCGCAAACAAGAACUCUUUUCAGUAAGUUUUUGAAACUAUCUAGAAUUCAAUCAUAUUUUUCUAGAUUAUUUGAUAUUGGUGGACAACGAAUUGAUCGGCGAAAAUGGGCGACUCAAUAUGAUGGAAUCGAUGCGAUAUUUUUCUGUUUAGCAAUAUCGGAAUAUGAUCAAGUUAUGAUGGAAGAUUUAGAAACUGUAAGUUCUUGCGACUCAAUUUCCGCUGAUUUAUUUUCUCUAGAAUCGACUUGAUGAUGCUCUUCAACUUCUCAAAAAAAUCAGUGAUGAACCGAAAUUUGAGAAAACUCCAAUUUAUCUAUUUUUGAAUGAGGUUGAUGUGUUUCGAGAGAAACUCAGCGAAAUUCCCUUGGAACAAUUCAAACCAAAAUUUCAAGGUGGAAAUGAAGAAGAUGCGCUGGAAUUUAUCGAAAGUUUAGCCAUGGAAGCAUUGGGAUCACGCGAGAAAAAUUUGUAUCGGGUUUAUAGAAGUAUUGCAAUUGAUACAAAAAUGAUGUCCGAAAUGUUAACAGCGGUUAUUAAGGAUAUUAUAAAGAAGAAAAAAUGA